AUGGAGACUUCGCGAAGCCUCAGCUUGUGGGAUGGAUCCUCUGGACUGGCAAUUCAAGUCUCAGUAGUAAACAGCACGAGCGUCACCUGUCCGGGACCAGUGAUACUCGAGGUGCUUUCCAAUCAGCCUCUUCCCACCAACACACCUCUGACGCUGCAAUUCCUCUCCCGAGGUCUCCUCACCACACGUUCUGCCACACUCAACGCCGACUACACGUGCACACCUCACGAUAACGAUUUCGGUCAUUACACGUGUGGUGCAGAUGGCAGUAUCACCUGCCUGGUAGGCUGGGGCGGCGACAAUUGUCAGACACCAACUUGUCCGACAGACAGUUGUGGAGUUGGUGGGCUUUGUGUUGGUCUCGGUCAGUGCGCCUGCAAACCAGGCUGGAAGGGGGAGUCAUGUGACAUCUGCAUUCCUCGUGAAGGCUGCAGACAUGGUGUUUGUGUUAAUGGAAACGACUGUGUUUGCAAACCUGGCUACGCCGGUUACCUGUGUGAUCAAGCUGCAGUCACGUUCGAGGAGUUAACCACUUCCGCUGAAGGUUAUAACGGGCGUGAUGAGGAAAGCGUCAGUGAUGACUCUAGAGCGCACGUCGCUACCAACAACAACACACCUCCACGUCGGACAGUCUUCAAGCACACUGCGAAAUUC
Molecule: messenger RNA, 654 nt
Organism: Mesocestoides corti
Lineage: Eukaryota; Metazoa; Platyhelminthes; Cestoda; Cyclophyllidea; Mesocestoididae
Source: the annotation of a GenBank genome assembly